This is a messenger RNA of Paraphaeosphaeria sporulosa, 3020 nucleotides long. RefSeq names its product kelch repeat protein. Lineage: Eukaryota; Fungi; Ascomycota; Dothideomycetes; Pleosporales; Didymosphaeriaceae. The record is from RefSeq and is a predicted model, not a curated record. The coding region runs from base 382 to 2538 and encodes 718 amino acids. The transcript has 2 exons. Gene Ontology annotation, molecular function: protein binding.
CGCCUGGAGGCGCAGCCAAGCACCGAUGACAUAACGCAUGCCAAGACGCCUGGUCGCCACUUCUUGUUUCGGGACCACGUUCCUCCUUGCCGGCAUUCAGCCGCCUCUGAUCUCCGCCAACUCUCUACUCCAUAGCCUUGGGAGCCAGGAUCCGAGACCCACAUUCUACACUCGCUCCACCCGACGACUCCCUUCGCUCCCCCAAGGCGCUGUACCCGACUACUGCCCCCUCUUACCCAUAUCGCCCUUGCCUGGCUGUACCUGAACUGCCUGGUCGGUGGCAGAAGGGUGCGCAGCGCCCUCCCCAGGAACGAGCCGCCUGCCACGAACCCACAUGAAUCCUUUGUCCCCACUUCCGAGCGUCCGUGCUUAAUCAUACCAAUGGCGCAACCUCAACUGCCUGCCUCUCUGUUCGCUGGCAAUCCGGCUGCGUCAAGCACGCCCCAGGUCGCCCUCACCUCCACCACGCCGACCACCGGCAACGCCGCCAACAACACCUUCGUCAUGUCUGCGAGCCCUACGCGAAAUCGGAGGUCUACCACGGAGGGCUACAAGCCCAAGCUCAUAACCACCGUUGGCGCGAAGCCCGCGUGCCUUGUCAAUGCCUCGGUAACCUAUGUUGGCAAAGACGAGAUCUACGCUUUCGGCGGCUUCGACCAAUUCACUGACGAAGUUUAUAACCACGUACUCCGCUUGAAUCUCGUUACUCGCCAAUGGAAUCUAGUUGACAACUAUGGCGACAUACCCGGCGUUCGGAUGGGACACACUGCUUGCCUUUGGCAGGGUGACAAGCUGUUAGUCUUUGGCGGCGAGAAUGAGCAUCGACAGCAUCUCGCCGAUGUAAUCGUAUUCGAUCUGAAGACGGCCCACUGGACCCAGCCCGAAUUGCACGGUCCCACGCCCCGCGGCCGCGCUCGCCACUCCGCAGUAAUCUACGACGAGAAAUUGUACAUCAGCGGAGGUCAGACUGGGCAUGACAGCGUGCUUGACGACAUCUGUUUUUUGGACUUGAAGACAUGGACUUGGUCGCGGACUUGGAGAUUCGUACCCCGUUACGAUCACGCGAGCUGGAUCUGGAAUGGUCGUAUCUGGAUAUUUGGUGGCAUCAACGACGAGAUGGAGAAGAACAACGAGAUCUGGUGGUUGGACCUCCGGGGCAGUCCAGGCUUCGAGACGGCUAUGAACUAUGGCACCGUGGACCGGACACUGCUUUCUUCACGACACCGCUUCCCAACUUCUGCAUCAGGCUCGCUUGCUACUGGUAGUACUGGCUAUACCGCGAACUCUAGCGUGCAGUCUAGCUCUCUGGGACCUUCUCGAUCUCCGUACGGCACUGCGCCCGGAUCCAUAUCCUCUCUGAAGUUCCACUCAAGCCCAAAUCUCCCUUCACAGGCUGCGGGUAUGCAUUUUCACGUGUUUUCUUCGGGUUGCAUGCUCGACUUCGUCACCCCCGCAGAGCUGAGCUGCGAGACGAGUCUCUCCAGUUUAGAGCUCGAUGUCCUUCGUUGGCAGAAGCUUGCAGAUGGGAAAGACAUGUAUAACCCAAACUAUCGCUGGCACUACUGUACCACCAAUGCAGAAGGCACUCACGCUUGGCUCCUCGGUAGUCCUGCUGAACCAGCUGCGGAUGGCAACGGCGUGAGCCCUGGAGAAUAUCUCAGCGAUGUAUUGGCCAUUGAUUUGCGCAAAUACGGCAUUCUUGGCAAUGAACUGGCAACCGAUCCUCGGUCGAAGUUGCCAUCCUCUGAUGCCAAUGUGACGUCUCAUUUGACGGGCAUCGGCGCUGAUUUAUCUUUAACCUUUGACAGGCCCCCAGAGUCGGGCAGCGGAGCUGACUUCAUCGUCACAGCAGAUCCGGAUGAUCUUGAAGAUGUUACUUCGCCGACAGACGACUCAAAGACGGCAGUCGCACCUGUUUCGCAGCCGAUCCACGUCCAUAGGUUUAUUCUACAUGCUCGUUGGCCACACUUUGCUCGACUUUGGAGUGCCCAGAUGGUCGAGUUCCAUUCUAAAAAGAUGCACAUUCCCGAGCCGUACUCUGCAGUGCGGGCGUUCCUUUUCUACCUCUACACGGACAGCAUUGCACCCCAUCCAACGAACGGACCAACCCUGAACGAUGUUGCCGGCAUGCUUGUCAUGUCCAACAUUUACGACAUGCCGCGCUUGCGUCUACUCAGCGUCAAUCGAUUGAGCCGCGAACUGGACAUUGAACACGCAGCCAUCAUAUGGGAACGCGCUGGAACCGCGAAUGAAGAAUGGUUGAAACGUCGGGCGGCAGCCUUCUGCUUGAGCAAUUGGGGCAAGAUCGUCCGCACAGCCGGCUUCCGAGCUCUUGGUCCCUUGGCCAUCAUGGAUCUUUGCGCCGAGGCCGAUAUCGACUCUCGCGUUGUGGGCGGAGAGGAGCUCGAAAUGUUGGGCCAGCUCAAUCGCCCGUUCGCCACCAACCGCAAGCGUAGCCUUGGUAGCGCAGGUGUCCUCACGGCUGGUGAGGAAGAAGAAGACGGCGAGGUGGAAGACGACGGUAUGGACGUAAACUAGGCGCUCCUCCGGGUGUGGAGGAAAGGGAAGUGCAUUCACCGGGCGUUUUCGUUAUCUGGGCGGGUCGUACAUUUUGCAUUCAUGAAGAGCGUGGCGUUGGUCAUUUGGCGCUUCGAUAGGCAGACUUCACUCUGCGAUGCUGCCGUGGGAAGCUCUAUUUCGUAACCGAACGUCUUGGGAUGGGUUGGAAGGGCAUCAUAUUGGCGUCUUGGUUGGUCAUGAAUGACGAUUAAAAUGUCGAGUAGCAUUAAGAAUGAAUAGAUGACUCCAUUAAGGGUGAUUAGAUGACCCCAGAGUGUAUCAGCUUAUCUUCCGUCAGUCCUGAUGUGCUGUUAUAUUGCUGUGAAUGAUAGCAGCCAAGUAGGGCGGUAUUACAGUGCAUGGUCUGAUGAGGCUAGGUCGACCGCCCUGAGGAGGUGGAGGUCAGUAAGAUGACUGGACAGAGUACUGUUGAUCGAUAUUUAUAUUCUAAGUCUGUUCGU